This is a messenger RNA of Podarcis raffonei (Aeolian wall lizard), 3663 nucleotides long. Its product is annotated as zinc finger protein 574-like. Lineage: Eukaryota; Metazoa; Chordata; Lepidosauria; Squamata; Lacertidae. The transcript is spliced from 2 exons. Bases 300 to 2897 code for a protein of 865 amino acids. The record is from RefSeq and is a predicted model, not a curated record.
GUGGCGUUCCUCCCACCACCCGAGCCCCCCCCGCCCCCUCUCCCUCCUGGCGGCAUUGCAGUGAAUUCCGCACAGAUCUGUAGGGCCAGAGGCCCCUCCCGCAUACCAGCAAUACCCCACAGGGCCGCCCCUUCACCCCUUUAAAUGGCCAUAGCAGUGGCACUGAAAGGAGGGGAACAAGGAGCUCCUGAAGGGUUGUGUGUAAAACUCUCUCAGGAUCGCCUGGGGUUGACACCAGUUUUUUCCAUUCCUGGUAUGAUCUCUCUUCUCUGCUGUUUAGGCGAAAGCUUGCAGUUACCAUGGAAGAGGAACUGCCUCCCUCUUUGUUCUUCCAGCAUCAGUACAUGUGCUCGGAGUGUGGACUCCUCUACAAUACUUUGGAGGAGGUACUGAUCCACCAUCAGAGCCAUCUAGGCGAGCCCUAUGAGCCUGAAGCUGCUGCCACUGUUGUAGACACAGGGCCCCAGCAGGACAACCGCUACCAGUGCCUGGAGUGUGGCUGUGUCCUGUGGUCACCUGACGAACUGCUAGCCCACCAAGAAGUGCACCCCAGAGAGGUGCCAACCCGGCCUCAACCUCCACCAGCUACCAGUGGACAGAUCCGCUACCAAUGCAAUGAGUGUAAUGAACUCUUUCCUUCUACCAGCCUAUGGCUAGCACAUCGCCAAACGCACCAGAAACAAGAGGCUUCACCUGAGGCCCCCCUGUCAGCCCCACCAACCUCCCAGCCAGCUCCCUUGCCUCCUCUCCAAUCAUCUGUUCCACCACCUUCCCAGCCAGCCUCCCCACCACCCUCUCAGGCAUCACUUCCAUCACCUCCUCAGCCAACUCCACUCAUGCAUCCCUAUGAGUGCUCAGAGUGUUCUUGCCUCUUCCCAACUCCUGAAGAGCUGCUGGACCACCAGGGUGAACACUUUACUGAGAUUGAGAAAGAGAGCAGUGAGCCAUCUGAAACAGCAGCUCAGGAGAUUUGCAGUCAACGUGUGUCCCCGCUGCCAUGCCCUGAAGAACCCCCUGCUGUGCCCCCACCUGCUCAGGCCUUCUGUUGCAGUGAGUGUAAGCAGGCCUUUGGGACAGUGGAGGCACUGCGGAGGCACCAGCAGGAGCACAUGGGGAGCAGUGAAGAGUUUCUUUGUGGCGAGUGCCAGCGUGGUUUCACAACAGCCAAGCGGCUGUUGGCUCACCAGCGAGUUCACGUCGAUGGCACAUACGAAUGUCCCAACUGCAACAAGAUAUUCAAAAAGGCAGCAUCCCUUGAGCAGCACAUGCGCAUCCACAAAGGUGAGGCACUCUACCUCUGCGUGGACUGUGGGCUUGGCUUCUCUACCGAGAUGACUUUGAUCAUGCACCGCAAGAGCCAUACAGCCAAUCCCCUGCACCGCUGCCAUUGUGGCAAGACUUUCAGCAACAUGACCAAGUUCCUUUACCAUCGGCGCACACACGCUGGCAAGAGCGGCAUUCCACCCACUCGUGGGGCUGGGGAUCAGGCACCCAGCCAACCUCCUGAACCAGCGCCCAGCGACAGAGAAUCAACUGUAAAUGGCUCAGCUUCCCCUGCCGUCGCUGCCUCCUCCCUGCCAGGGACAUCAGUAGAAGUGCCCAGUGCUGGGUUUCUGUGCCCUCAGUGUGGAAAGGCAUUCUCCACCCACAUCCGGAUGGUGCGGCACAAACGGGUGGUGCACGUUCUGGAGCGCAAGCACAAAUGCCCCACAUGUGGCAAAAAGUUCAAGAAGUUGGUGCAUGUGCGGAACCACAUGCGGACACACACUGGUGAAAGGCCAUUUCAGUGCUCUGAGUGUGGCAAGACCUUUGUCUCCCAGGCAAACUUAGCGCGGCACCACGUGACACACACUGGAGAGCGCCCCUACCAGUGCCAGGUGUGUAAUAAGCGCUUCACCCAGUCCUCUAAUCUUCGCCAGCACCGCCUCUUGCACAUGGCGCCUAACGGAGAGGGGCCUCACUCCUGUGAAGACUGUGGAGUAGCUUUCUCCCGAGCCCAUCAACUGGCUCUGCACCGGACCGUGCAUACGGGGUGUUUGCCCUUUCCUUGCCUAGAAUGCGACAAAUCUUUCCCACGCCGUCGCCUCCUGGAACUGCACCGGCUCAGCCAUUCUGGGCAUGAGCCUCACCGUUGCCCGGAUUGUGGGGCUCUCUUUGUUACGGCUUCCAAGUUGCAGGAGCACCGCUGCGCUAGGCGCCGCGACCAGGCGACUCUGCAGUCCUUCCUCUGCAUGUCUUGUGGCAAGUACAUGGGCUCGUUGGCCAAGCUGGCGCUACACCAGCUGGUACAUUCAGGCCAGCGUCCUUACCCUUGCCCACUCUGUGGGAAAGCCUUCACCACCCCCAGCGGGCUGAGCCGGCACCAACAGCGCCACGCUGGCCUGCGCCCCCACAAGUGCUCUGUUUGUGCCAAGACUUUUGUGGCGGCCUCUGGGCUUCAGCUGCACCAGCGUAUCCACACAGGGGAGCGCCCUUUCCCCUGCCCCGAGUGCGGUAAGGCGUUCCGGCAGGCUACCCACCUGCGGGAGCACCGGCGCCUUCACACCGGUGAGCGCCCCUACCGCUGCCCAGACUGUGGCAAAUCUUUUGUGCAGUCCAUGCACCUUGCUGAGCACCGGCGCAUCCACACUGGGGAGCGCCCCCACCCCUGCCCACUCUGCCCCAAGACCUUCAAGACUCUUUCCAACCUGCGAAGUCACCGCAAGACUCACACUGAACUGGCUUCUAGUCAGGAGGCGCUCCAGUCUACAGGGGCUCUCGUGGCUACUGGCCAGCCCACCCAGAUUAUCAUGUGCACUGAGUUUGGGGAGGCUAUUGCUAUCAUUGAAAGCACUGAGCACCUCCCCUUGGUAGAAACUAUAGAGAUCUACCAGACGACACUAGAAGGCAACAUUUAGGUGACUGCCUUUGUUCAGGGACUGAGCAACCACAGUCUCUUCUUUGCUCAAGGGCUACAGGAGGGAGAGUACUGUUCCCUUUCCUCCAUGCAUCAGUUUAGCAUGGUCUAUCAGUGACAGAGCCUGCAGACCAAUCUCAGUGCCCUGAUGCAAUCUGUUCAGUUUUGUGGUGGGACCUGGCUCAUAGCCUCACCUGGAGGUUUCUUGAGGCAAUGCCUUUUUUGUGUGCAGCGGGCAGUGCUGUGGAAUGGCGUCAGACUGCUUGUCUCUGCCACAACUUACAUGUUUAUUGUAAAUUAAAGCAAAAAGUUCUGUUGUACUGUUAAAUUAUUCCUGUUGUGUCUCUGAUUAGGAGACUCUAGGAAUGUGCCUGCCUGCUGCUAGCUUGUCUGUAAAAGUCAACUCUCUAGUAGUGUUCAUCCACUCCCAGGAAAUAGAUGGCAUCAUUUCCUGUUGAUCAGAGAGCAAUGAAAGCAAAGCCUUUGCUUUUCAUGAUGAAGUACUGUUGCCUGAUUUUGAUAGUGGGAAAAUACCUCUUUGAUAAUUUUACAGAAAGAAGGGUUGACACAUGCAGCUCCUCUCACCGGAUGAGCCAUGUUUGUUAAAGCUAUCCCUUCUGUGCAACAGGUUGACAUAUGGGGUCUCUGUUUCGUUUUGAAGAUGUAACCCUUGCUGAAGGUCUGGUCCAGUUUUAAUUUUUUUCUUAAAUAAAAGUGGGGGAAUGGGACCAAUAUCUUGUUUAGGUCACUUGGGGUAUCUCGAUCAA